Messenger RNA from Danio rerio (zebrafish), 2523 nucleotides. It is a transcript of the gene snx5, whose product is annotated as sorting nexin 5. The record is from RefSeq and is marked provisional. Gene Ontology annotation, cellular component: endomembrane system; cytosol; early endosome. NCBI's taxonomy places the organism in Eukaryota, Metazoa, Chordata, Actinopteri, Cypriniformes, Danionidae. Gene Ontology annotation, molecular function: phosphatidylinositol binding.
AGUUAAAAGUGCAGUUUAAUGUACAACCCAGAGCCGAUAAAAUAAGCGAAAUAUCUCCUGAACAUGACGUCUAUUUCAGAGGACAGCGAUAAGGAGAAGGCACGUUCUGUAUCUGUUGACUUGAACAAUGAUGCAUCUCUCCUCAUUGAUAUUCCUGAUGCCCUCUGUGAAAGGGACAAAGUCAAAUUUACCGUCCACACCAAGACCACACUUAGUUCCUUUCAGAAGCCGGACUUUUCUGUGCCACGACAGCAUGAAGAUUUCAUCUGGCUCCAUGAUGCAAUUGUGGAGACUGAGGAAUAUGCUGGCCUCAUUAUCCCUCCUGCCCCACCAAAACCUGACUUUGAGGGUCCCCGAGAGAAGAUGCAUAAGCUGGGAGAAGGGGAGUCAAGCAUGACAAAGGAGGAAUAUGCCAAAAUGAAGCAGGAACUUGAGGCGGAAUAUCUUGCUGUUUUUAAGAAGACUGUGCAGGUUCAUGAAGUGUUUCUUCAGCGACUUUCCUCCCAUCCCAGCUUCAGCAAGGAUAGAAACUUCCACAUAUUCCUGGAAUAUGACCAGGAUCUCAGCGUGAGGCGGAAAAAUGCCAAGGAAAUGUUUGGUGGUUUCUUUAAGAACAUGGUGAAGACCGCUGAUGAGGUCCUCAUCUCAGGGGUCAAGGAGGUUGAUGAGUUCUUUGAACAGGAGAAGACUUUUCUGCUGGAUUACUCUAAUAAAAUCAAAGAUUCCACAGCUAAGGCUGAGAAAAUGACCCGUUCACACAAAAAUGUUGCUGAUGAUUAUAACCACAUUUCCGGGGCUCUGAACAGUGUUGCAGCUGACAACAACUCUGCCUUUAAAAAGCACUUGGAAAAAUGUGUUGAAGUAUUUGAAAAGCUUAGAAAAGUCGAGGACAGGGUGGCAUCAGAUCAGGAGCUCAAGCUGACAGAAUUGUUGAGAUACUACACAAGAGACAUCCAAGCUGCUAAGGACCUGUUGUAUAGACGUGCACGGGCACUUGCAGAUUACGAGAAUUCCAAUAAAGCUCUCGACAAGGCACGUCUAAAAGGAAAAGAUGUCCCACAGGCUGAGGAGAACCAGAAGCAGUGUCUUCAGAAGUUUGAUAGGCUUUCAGAAUCUGGCAAGAAAGAGCUCACCAGCUUCAAGGCAAGACGUGUAGUAGCCUUUCGUAAGAACCUGAUCGAGAUGACUGAGCUGGAAAUAAAACAUGCCAAGAACAGCAUGUCCACUCUGCAGGGCAGCAUUGAGCUGCUGAAAAGCAACUGACCCACACGAUGAUGACGUCGCUGCACCAUCGUGAGCUCCUAGCAUUGUUACCUGCCCAUUAGAGUGAAACCUAAAUGCACCUACUUCAGUUAUCCCUAACGUGGUUCACUAACCACUUUAAAACAUGAAAAAGAGCAACUGCAGUGUUUACACUUUGCCUCGUUUUUUCCUGCUUAUGUUCUUUUUCACUGCCAGUACCAUCUCAUGAAAUUAAUGCAGUGAUUACAACCUGAAAGCUCUCUAAUAUGUUCACUUAUGAGUUGUUAAAUCCCUGCAUUAGCCGCCGUUUUUUACAUAUUCCAAGUUAUGCAAAUAUUAGCUGAUAUAUUCUAUCUGAGAUUAUGCAGACACAUAAAGUACCACUAUGACAACAAGUGGAUCAUUUCAGUGAUUUUUCUGCUGUUUUGACUGCAGUUUUGUACCUUUAAAUGUGAUUAAUCUGCCUUUUUUCUGGCACACUGGAAAGCUGAUGCGUACUAAUCAUAAACUAUUAAACAAAACUUGACCUGUGAUGAGAAACAGAGCAGUAUAUCAGAAGUGUUAUGUGAAAUGUAAUGCUUCAGAUAUCUUUCCUCCUAAUAUUUUUUUGUUGAUUUGAGAUUCGUCCGAAUGCAUUACUCUGCAUUACAGAUUGCUGCACACAAAUGUACGUUUCAAGAGAAUGCUGACGUUAAUUUACGAUCACAUUUUUUGCCAAAUUACACUUCCUUUUACUUUAAAUGAAAAGGACUGACUGAUGUCCCCAGUUGUUGUGUGUGAAAUGAGGUAAAUAAGUGAGUAUCAGUAGUAAUAGUUCAUCAUAUUGUUUAUGGUUUACACAGUAAUGAAUAAGAUGGUGCUUCCAUUUAUGUGUAUGCAAGAAACUGUUUUCCUCAAUUAAGCUACGUUUCCACAGAACUCAUCCUUUUCUGAAAACUCAAGUUCAAUUUGAUACUUUCGACACCUUUUCUAUUGGAUAUAAAUCAGCGUUCCUUAUUCAAAUGUAUUUUUUACUCCGCUAAAUGUUGUUACUAAAACUCUAAGACUUGCUACAUUUAAGUUCAGUGGACCAAAAUAUGUGUUAAGUUUGGUUUUGUGGAGUGCCACAAAAAUAUGUAACUGCUGUUCUGAUUAUGGAGAUUAUGUUUUGUAAAGCACUAUUGCAAUCACGUGCAACUCAGCGAAGAUAAAUUUUAUAAAUGACUGAAAAGAUGGGACGUCAUUUUCGUAUGGAUUACCCUUAUUUUUAUGAAAGCUUGCAAUAAAUGAAAAUAAAUAUUC